UCGUACAUGAGGGGGUGACCUGGAGGAGGGGUAGUUUUCGGUACCGAGGGGCGUGAGAUCUGUACUAAAGAACAGCAGAGCGGUUCACGAGUGUGACGGAAGCCGUUCCUGAGUUUCUCCUGACCAUGGGCCCGCGGAGCCGGGAGCGGCGGGCAGGAGCAGUACAGAGUACCAAUGACAGCAGCGCUCUCAGCAAGAGUUCCCUAGCCGCGCGUGGGUACGUGCAGGACGCCUUCGUCUCGCUGUUGGUUCCGGGGACCGCGCGCCGCGCGCCGCUUAUUCACAGAGGUUACUACGUCCGUGCGCGCGCGGUGCGGCAUUGUGUACACGCCUUUCUGAGGCGAGCGUGCGCGUACCCUGAGGCGCCUCGCUCGCAGAUCUUGUCUUUGGGCGCGGGUUCUGACUCUCUGUAUUUCUGCCUCAAAACCGAUGGCCUCCUGGCCAGGGCUGCAGUAUGGGAAGUGGAUUUCCCGGAUGUGGCGCGGCGCAAAGCCGAGAGAAUUGCAGAGACACCGGAACUGUGCGCGUUAACUGGGCCUUUCCAGAGGGGCAGUCCCGCGUCCGUGCUGUGCUUUGAGAGCUUGGACUACCACAUCCUGGGCUUGGACCUAAGGCAGCUCCAGGAAUUGGAUGAGGCCCUGGCCUCCGCGGGCUUGGACGUGACCACACCCACUCUGCUCCUGGCCGAGGCGGUGCUGACCUACCUCGAGCCGGUUAGUGCUGCCUCCCUCAUUGCCUGGGCAGCCCGACGUUUUCCUGAUGCCCUUUUUGUGGUCUAUGAGCAAAUGAAGCCUCAAGAUGCAUUUGGGCAGUUCAUGCUGCAACACUUUCAGCAGCUGAAUUCCCCCCUUCAUGGCCUGGACAGCUUUCCAGAUGUGGAGGCCCAGCGGUGCCGCUUCCUUCAAGCUGGCUGGACUGCCUGUAGUGCCAUGGACAUGAAUGAAUUCUAUCACUGCUUUCUCCCCGCAGAGGAACGCUGGCGGAUAGAAAAUCUUGAACCCUUUGAUGAGUUUGAGGAGUGGCAUCUUAAGUGUGCCCACUACUUCGUUUUGGCAGCCUCUAGGGGAGACACCCUGUCCCAGACUCUGGUGUUUCCACCCGCAGAGGUAUUUCCUCGAGUAGAUCCUGCUUCACCUUCAGGAGUCUUCGAUGCCAGAAUAGUCACUAAUGACAAUCAGGGCUCAACUCUUAAAACAUUCGGCCAUGCUUCUGUCCUCCUGAGCUCUGGCAUUAUUCUCAGUGCAGGAGGAUUUGGAGAACAGAAGAGGCGGCACUGCAGAGUGAACAAGUUUCACUUGCUGUCAAGAAAUAGUGACUCUGAAUGGAAAGGCUUCCAUAUAGACAGUUGUGGGACGGGAACCCAGUGGGAUGGACGUCUUUAUCACACCAUGACAAGACUUUCAGAUACUCAGGUUUUGGUUCUGGGAGGGAGACUGUCCCCAGUAAAUCCAGCCUUGAGCCCUCUACAGAUUCAUUUAUUUAAAAAUGAAGAUAAUAGCACUGAGAGCCUGAAUGUGACAGUAACAAGGGCUGGUCCAGGAAAUUUCACUUUGUCUUGUUGGCGGCAUUCAACAACUGAAGUGUCCUAUAAGAAUCAGAAAUAUUUGUUUGUAUAUGGGGGUCGAAGUGUGCUAGAACCUGUACUAAGUGACUGGCAUUUCUUGCAUGUAGGGACAAUGGCUUCGGUCAAGAUCCCGGUGGAAGGGGAAGCACCUGAAGCUAGGCAUUCCCACAGUGCCUGCAGUUGGCAAGGGGGAGCCCUUAUUGCUGGAGGUCUUGGGGCUUCUGAGGAGCCAUUGAACUCUGUACUCUUUCUGAGGCCAAUCUCUUGUGGAUUUCUCUGGGAAUCAAUAGAUAUCCAACCUCCUAUUACCCCAAGGUACUCCCACACAGCUCAUGUACUCAAUGAAAAGCUUCUACUGGUAGGAGGGAUCUGGAUUCAUUCUUCCUUAGUCCCGGGAGUGACUGUUGUCAAUUUGACUACAGGAUUGAGCUCUGAGUAUCAGAUUGACACAACAUGUGUGCCGCGGCCAUUAAUGUUACACAACCAUACUAGCAUCCUCCUUCCUGAAGAGCAACAGCUCUUGCUCCUUGGAGGUGGGGGUAAUUGCUUUUCCUUUGGUACUUAUUUCAACCCCCAUACAGUGACAUUAGAUAUUUCUUCCUUAAGUGUUGGGCAGUAAAGACUAUGGACUCUUAAUCUAUUCAUGACCCACUAAAGUAGACAAUAUAGGUUUCUACAAAUUAGACUUGAAUCUGACUAUAGAUGUUGCUACUCCUUCCUCCUUCCUCUUUGUUUUCCUCCUUAGCCCUAUUAAGUGAAGAAAGUGAAAAAGGGUAUUAAGAUACAUACCAACAAUCAGACAGAUGAUUAUAUAUAUAUAUAUAUAUACACACACACAUAUAUAUAUUGUAACAACGAUACAGUCCCAGAAUAAGGGCCUUUGCAUUCAUGUCCAGUUUAUUGAACUUCUACGAAUCUUCAAAUCUUAGUUUAGCCAUUUAUUGACUUACAGUGGCUUUUAUACUAAGAUAAAUACAAAAUUUCCUAUACCUAGGCUUUGUGACUUGAGAAUAUACCUUAGAAAAAGUUGCACACAGAUUCUUGGUAGAAUACAAGUUGAAUAUAGUCAGAGGAAUAUGGGGAACAUGGUAUUAACCUAAUUCUUUGUGUAUGAAAUCUAAGUGAACAUAAAGUUUGAUUAAGGUAUUGUUCUUUUAAGUGAACAAUUCAGUUUUAACAAGAAAUGUUGUAUGACUAUUGAAAACCAUGUUUUGAUUAUUUUUUACUACUUGUUUUAUAUUUAUUUAGAUUUAUAAGUGCCAAUAAACCAGAUAUUUGAUGCCUCAAUUCAUAAUGUA
Molecule: messenger RNA, 2862 nt
Organism: Ictidomys tridecemlineatus (thirteen-lined ground squirrel)
Lineage: Eukaryota; Metazoa; Chordata; Mammalia; Rodentia; Sciuridae
Gene: Lcmt2
Product: leucine carboxyl methyltransferase 2
Biological process (GO): wybutosine biosynthetic process; tRNA methylation
Molecular function (GO): tRNA methyltransferase activity; protein binding
Source: RefSeq, a predicted model, not a curated record